AUGCUAUGGCAGUCCAGCUCCUCAGGCCUCAGCACCCCGUCUAGCAGUAUCUUCAACCGGCAAAUGUGGGAAAUUCCCAAGAAGACGAAUCAAUACCUUCUUGAAGAAGACGUGGACGACAGCGACUUGGAAGAUGGGGAUUCUACCAUGGACGGCGAAUUCCCGAUUCCAUCCAGUUGCAGUCGCCAGGUACUGGACCGGUCGCACCUGCGACCGCUCAGUCCUGUUCCUCCACGCACGUUGUUGUGCCUCGAAUACAAGGAACUUUGGAUAGAAGUUGACCAGUCAGAUCGGAAUAUUGUCGUCACAGGGGAGUCUGGCUUAGGCGAACUUCUCCAGCCUGGAUGA
Messenger RNA from Sparassis crispa, 348 nucleotides. RefSeq lists its product as hypothetical. The transcript has a single exon. The record is from RefSeq and is a predicted model, not a curated record. NCBI's taxonomy places the organism in Eukaryota, Fungi, Basidiomycota, Agaricomycetes, Polyporales, Sparassidaceae. Bases 1 to 348 code for a protein of 115 amino acids.